AUGGGGCGGGCCGGAUGUCGUCCCCGGGCCUUGAAUUGGACACCAUUGUUUCAGAGUCAUAGCGGCCAUUUGACGUAAACUACGAACCAAAAUGCGGCCAGCGACAAAAAUGAGUUUGACAUCCCUGGUCCACGGAGAUGUGGCAUCUAAUAUUGACAUCAACCCGGCACCGGUGGAGCACAGAAGUGGAUUCUUUUUAAUAAGAACGCCUUCGACGAGCAUGUAUGCGGGGAACAGCGACAUCCAGUGGACAACAAUACGAGCACCUCAAAUACAAAAACGCGCGUAUUAGCUAAAUCGAGCUCAUUUGAGAGCAUUUGUAUCUUACCGUAUACAGACGCCAUAUAUACUUAUGGCCUUAAAGUGUUUUUCUUGCAAAUAUUUACUGUAAUUAGUGAUAAAGAGUCCGGCCCGUUCCGAUUUACGGAAACAUUCGGAUUACGUCUACGUCGUAGGUGAGUAACUCCGUCGUAAAUCGAGGACCUCCUGAAAUUGGAACUGUGGAUUAAACUCUAUCGAAAGUGCUGCUAUCUUCUGGUCAUUCACAUUUACGAUACACUUGGCGAUUUCCUCAUUGGCUGCUCCGAGCGUGACGUCACACACGCGACCCCGGAAAUUGAUCAAAACAAACCUCGACGGCGACGCGGAGUUUCUAUUUUGACUUUGGUUGGGUUUUGUUUCGUUCCCACGAAUUUUACCUUUUUUUGUUUAAAGCUAAAUUUAAGUAUCUGUCUGUUUAUACAAUUGGUUUGUGUUGGCUGCGCGUUUUCAGAGUGCAGAAAUGAGCGACUUCCCUAUAAGCCCUCUCGUUUUAAUCGGAGUAGGAUCCAGUUUUGCCUGUUCAGGGCUGUUUUAUCAUUUAUACCAAGAGAAGAAAAGGGAGUUGAUGACGCUGAAGGAAAUACCAGUAUUCCGACCAGAUCAUCAUUUGGCGACAUUGUUGAAAUCAUCGCCCCACAGGAGGCUACAGUACGCCGCAGUUGAAGGCCUGGUCCAGGCAGACGAGAAGCCUCUUACCAGCCAAUUUGUCCCAAGAUGCUAUGGUGUGCUGCAGAAGAUAAAAGUCGUGGAACACGGUGAAUACUGGAACUCCAUCUCUAAAACGUGGAGCCCUCGGCCGACAAACAGGAAAGAAACCAACAACUCUGUGCCCUUCUCUCUCAUCUGCCCUGGCUCCUACCUCGCUGACUUCCAUGUGCAGGUGCAAGACCCCUCAGAGGGCUCGGGGUAUUUCCUGGAGAGGAUUUACCACAGAGUAAGACGAGCCGAGGAGGGCUUGGUGAACGUGGUCUUGCAGGGCAUCAGCGGGGAGCGUGCGGUGGCGAUAGAGGAGAGCGAAGAGAUGCUGCGGGUGGGGAGCAGCCUGACUGUGUUUGGGGAGGUGGUCCUGGAGGGGGGCCACGGGAGGCUGCGGGCUCCGAGAGAUGGCCGAGAGUACCUUCUGGUUCCCACAGACUACAAGCGCUUCAUGGAGCAGCACGAGCGAUCGGCAAGCAUGUGGAAGAUGCUGACGGCCGUUACAGGCGUCAUUGGGGCCUCCGUACUAGCCGGUGUGAUUUACAACACGGCGGGAAAACAAGAUGAUCGAUCCAAAUAGAUGUACCGUGAUAGUUAUUGCGGUCCUGUCUCAGGUUUGUCUCACAUUUGAAAUUUUUGCACUCUGCUAAAUGGGGAAAUUAACAGAAAUCCCCCUAUUCCGGUUGGUUCUAUUUCCUCUGGACAGAUACAAAUGUAAUCAUUAAUUAAGUAAUCAUGGAUUGGGAAAGACCCCUGAAUCCAAACAUUCCCACUGACACCACAAAGUCUUCCCACAAAGGUGGGAGCCAUUGUAGCUGUGGACCAACUCCAUAUUUCUGUCCAUUUUCCCCUUGCAGGUGUAGCAGCCAGGUGUCCCGAUACUUUUGCUAAAUAACUGUGGGAUUUCAGGGUUUUCAUUCACAGCCAUCCCUGCGGAUUCACUUAAUUGACUUGAUUUAAAAAGCAAAAGGCUUUCUGAUAACCAUGUGACCGCGUUUCAGUCGUCUGAGAUCGUACCUGAGCCAACAUUCAACAUUUGAACAGUCGAAGAAAUGUGAACGGUUUCCAAGUUAUGAAUGGACUGCGGAUGAAAGUUUCAGAGGCAAUUGAUAAGGGAUGAACCACUAACUUGCAAUGUCUGACUAAUUUUAUUUUUGCUUGUCUUGUUUUACACCGUACAAUGUAAUGCAUAUGAUUCACUAUCUCUAAUAGAUAUUUUAAAUAAUUUGAUGUAGUAUCGUUGGUUUUCGGUGAAAAUGGUUUCAGACAGUGGCGUUGCGGUUGGAAUACAUGUGUCGACACACCUCUCAAAAGCUGAAACAAAUGAAAGUUUCCACUUCUUCUCAAGGAGUCCCAGAGUCUCUUCUUUCCUUUGGCUAAUUCCAUUCACAGCAUACACACAUGACAAGUUGUACAGAGUAAAUAACAAUGGAACCUUGGGUUCUGCUCCAUUGUCGAGUUCUUUUUCUGCUUUGACCGUUCUAAACGGCUGUUUAUUCUCCGUCUUCCUCGGACGAUUCCUCAGCCUCCCUCAGCCACUGGAUGAACUUCAGAAGCUUUGGGGACAGUAGAGAAAAGCAGGCCAACAUUUGUAAAAGUGACACUCUUCUUAGCAUUAAUAUAGUCUCACAUGCACACAAACUAACCUUUCCCACAUUUCAACCCCAAACCUAAAUGUAUUUUAUUGGGAUGUCAUUGACCAACACUAACUGGCAAAUAAUUGUGAAGUGGAAAGAAAUAAUAAAAUCUGAAAAGUGGCACGCAUAGUCCCCACAAUAUAAUGAA
Molecule: messenger RNA, 2802 nt
Organism: Phyllopteryx taeniolatus (common seadragon)
Lineage: Eukaryota; Metazoa; Chordata; Actinopteri; Syngnathiformes; Syngnathidae
Gene: mul3
Product: mitochondrial ubiquitin ligase activator of nfkb 1-A
Exons: 4
Coding region: 782-1597 (271 amino acids)
Biological process (GO): organelle organization; protein ubiquitination
Molecular function (GO): ubiquitin-protein transferase activity
Source: RefSeq, a predicted model, not a curated record